AUGAAACACUAAAAGCAAAAUUAGAGAGUUACAGUCAGUACUACAAUUAAAUCGAGUCAAAGUUCCCGAUAUCAGCAGCUAACGUAAUUCAUAGAUAAAAUAUUUAAAUAGAAAAUAAGCAAUGAUGAGAGACUAGAUAGAUUGGGAGAAGUUGAAUUUGAUAUGACGCCUUACACAUAUGGUGAAAUUGGAUUUGGAAAACCAUGCGUUGCUGCUGCUUUAACUCUAAGUCAUUAUUUAAAGAAAUGCAUAGGUAUUGAGUACUUGGAGGGUCUGUUUUAGAAGUCUUUGGAAGUUAAAUCAGAAUACGAAAAGUUAGGUUUAGAUAAUUUACCCGAACUAGAAUUUAAACAAGAUGAUUUCCUAAUAAACUCAGAUUGGGCUUUUGAUGCUGAUGUUGUUUUUGCUAAUGCAACUUGUUUUGAGCCUGAAAUGGUUGCCUAAAUUUCAAAAAUUUUAUCAGAGAAAUUGAAAUCAGGCGGUAUAGUGAUAAUGACUACUAAAUCACUUGUAGAUGAAGGUGAUUUAUUUAAGAAAAUAGGACCAUUCAAAAAGAAGAUGUCCUGGGGAAGUGCUUCUGUUACAGUCUAUAUUAAAAAUUGA
This is a messenger RNA of Stylonychia lemnae, 603 nucleotides long. Lineage: Eukaryota; Ciliophora; Spirotrichea; Sporadotrichida; Oxytrichidae. The record is from the annotation of a GenBank genome assembly.